AUGGCGACGCUGGCGGAUAUCAAGGUGUUCAGUGGCUCGAGUCACCGGGUGCUCGCAGAGCAGAUUUGCAAGCGCCUCGGCGUGCCACUUGGCAAUGCAACCGUGACCAAGAACGAGGCCGGCGAGACGAUCGUGCGCAUGGGCGAGUCGGUGCGUGAGCACGACGUGUACAUUAUCAACACGUCGUGUGUGUCCCACGGCGCGAGCGGCGAGCUCAUCUCGCCCAAUACCAGCUUGAUGGAGCUGCUGAUUAUGAUUAACGCGUGCAAGACGGCGAGUGCGCGGCGUGUCACGGCGGUGAUCCCCCACUUUUUCUACGCGCGCCAGGACAAGAAGGACAAGAGCCGUGCGCCGAUCACUGCGCGUCUCAUUGCCAAUAUGCUGGAGCAGGCGGGCUGCGACCAUGUGAUUACCAUGGAUCUGCACGCCUCGCAGAUCCAGGGCUUUUUCAACGUGCCGGUCGACAACCUGUACUCGGAGCCGGCGGCGCUGCAGUACGUGCGCGAGAUGCUCGACACGGAGCGCGUGGUGAUUGUCUCGCCGGACGCCGGCGGUGCAAAGCGCGCGACGGCGCUCGCCGACCAGCUCGGCGUGGACUUUGCCCUGUUCCACAAAGAGCGCAAGAAGGCGAACGAGGUGUCGCGCAUGGUCCUUGUCGGCAACGCCAAGGACAAGAUUGCCAUCCUCGUCGACGACAUGGCGGAUACCUGCGGCACGCUCGACCUCGCCGCGAGCCGCCUGAUGGAGAGCGGCGCGGAGCGCGUCCUGGCUAUUGUCACGCACGGUAUUCUCUCGCCGCCCGCGCUGGAGCGUAUCUCAAAGAGCAGCCUCGAGGCGCUGAUCGUUACCAACACGCUCCCCCAGGAAGAAAACAGGCGGCGGUGCUCCAAGCUCGAGGAGAUCGACAUCAGCCACCUGCUCGCCGAGACGAUCCGCCGCUCGCACUACGGCGAGAGUGUCUCGGUGCUCUUCUCGCAGAUCCCCUACGACACGAUCCAGCCGUACCGCCACGGCGUCGACACGCCGCUGCAGAGCCCCCCCCGGUCCUCGACCUCGUCGCCGGUCCCGCCGUCGUCCGUGUCGGGCGCGGCGCUCGACAAGCGCCUCGCUUCGCUCGAGCUCGGCGCGGGCACGCCGCAGGCCGCGACGCCGCAUGCCACGAUUGCCCCGAGCCCGCUGCGCAACGUCUCGGGGGGUGCGCGUGAUGAAGAUCUGUAG
This is a messenger RNA of Malassezia japonica, 1218 nucleotides long. Its product is annotated as ribose-phosphate diphosphokinase. Gene Ontology annotation, cellular component: ribose phosphate diphosphokinase complex; cytoplasm. Gene Ontology annotation, biological process: ribonucleoside monophosphate biosynthetic process; purine nucleotide biosynthetic process; 5-phosphoribose 1-diphosphate biosynthetic process. The record is from RefSeq and is a predicted model, not a curated record. The transcript has 3 exons. The coding region runs from base 1 to 1218 and encodes 405 amino acids. Gene Ontology annotation, molecular function: ribose phosphate diphosphokinase activity; magnesium ion binding. Lineage: Eukaryota; Fungi; Basidiomycota; Malasseziomycetes; Malasseziales; Malasseziaceae.